Messenger RNA from Acytostelium subglobosum LB1, 573 nucleotides. RefSeq lists its product as hypothetical. The transcript has 3 exons. The record is from RefSeq and is a predicted model, not a curated record. Bases 1 to 573 code for a protein of 190 amino acids. Lineage: Eukaryota; Evosea; Eumycetozoa; Acytosteliales; Acytosteliaceae. Gene Ontology annotation, biological process: Ras protein signal transduction. Gene Ontology annotation, cellular component: plasma membrane. Gene Ontology annotation, molecular function: GDP binding; GTPase activity; GTP binding.
AUGUCAAAGUUGUUAAAGUUGGUCAUUGUUGGAGAUGGUGGUGUAGGCAAGUCUGCCUUGACUAUUCAGUUGACUCAGAACCAGUUCAUUGCAGAGUACGACCCUACUAUAGAGAACUCUUAUCGCAAGCAGGUGAUCAUAGAUGAGGAAGUAUAUAUGUUGGAUAUCCUGGACACUGCUGGACAGGAGGAAUACUCUGCAAUGAGAGAUCAAUAUAUUCGUUCUGGUAGAGGAUUCUUGAUUGUAUACAGUAUAGGAUCGAGGGCAAGCUUCGAAGCAGUGACAUCAUUUAGAGAUCAGAUUCUUCGCGUAAAGGACUUGUCAACGUACCCAAUGGUGAUCGUGGGCAACAAGGUCGAUCUGCCAGACAAGGACAGAAAGGUCAGCACGUUGGAGGGCAAGGAGCUGUCAAAGAGCUUUGGCGCACCCUUCUUGGAGAGCAGUGCCAAGUCACGUGUCAAUGUCGAGGAGGCCUUCUUCACGCUGGUUCGCGAGAUUAAGAAGUGGUCGAACAAUCCAGAGAACGCAGAGACUGAACCAAAGGUCAAGAAGUCCAAGUGUACCAUACUUUAA